Messenger RNA from Rhodofomes roseus, 2049 nucleotides. RefSeq lists its product as uncharacterized. Bases 378 to 1715 code for a protein of 445 amino acids. The record is from RefSeq and is a predicted model, not a curated record. The transcript is spliced from 3 exons. Lineage: Eukaryota; Fungi; Basidiomycota; Agaricomycetes; Polyporales; Fomitopsidaceae.
GCGAGAGAUUUCAUGAUAUCUGCUGCUACUAGUUAUGCCACUACAAGCCCUCCAGAGCCAAGUUUGGGUUCUAGGCUAGCAGGUAUGAAGUCGCAACAGACAAAUAUGUCGCAAGCAAUUGAUUGGUAGGAGGGCAUGAUCGGAUGAAUGAGCACGGCGCCCUGAUACUAUCACAUAUGUGAGCGAGCCUGGGAAUGAAAUCCUUCGAGAAAAUCGAGUGGACUCAGCGUGCUGCAUAGCCACUGCAUGUGGAACUCCACCACCGGCAGCAUGAUGAAUGCUCGAACACGUUUAAAUAAGCUCAACAAGAGGGUGUAGCGUUGAACGGCCCUACAUUGCCGUCCAUCGUCCCCACAGCGACGCCUGAAUCCCUCAGCAUGCCUCCUUUCUUAGAAUAUCGCAACUGUGAAGACGAGUCCGAGGUGCACAUGCUGCCAAUAUCCCCUCAAACCCGCUCGGUCCGGCUCCCUAAUCUUCGCUCUGGCGUAUACAUAUCGCGCAUCCUGAGCCGUCCACCGGAGACAGGAGCUACAUCCUCGCUUGAUAACCUGCGCAGCUCGCCUUUCCUCGAGCACAGAGAAGAGAUCAGACUCAUGCGAGGAUCAUGGCGCGGAGUGUCCAUGGAUUCUCUCGCUCGUCCUGCCUCUGCUCCCCCUUUGACCACUCAGCACAGGGUUGUGCCAGGAGGGAGCUAUAUUGCCGGCGGGGAGUCGAAUCCGAACAGGCUCGUCCAGGACACGCCAGCGUCAAGUUUUCCGAAUGACGCGCGCCGGUCAGAUAUGCCAUUCCCAGCAGCCGCGGGUCUUUAUCCUCCCAGUCUCCCGGAAGUGUAUGGCGGAGAACACCUUUUACUUGAUGACAGCAGUAUCGACAGAGACUUCCAGGUGCUUGCUGAAAUGCUUGGGCUGACCGAAGACGUUGAAAGCGGUACACUGUUCACCUGGGCCAUGUCUGAUGCCUCAGGCCGCCCAUUUGUUCCGAAUAGCAGACACGAGGGGAUCGCAGACACAUCGGACGCUGGCCUAGCGUUGGAUGCCCCUGCGACGCUUCGCCACGCGUACCAGGACAUCGAGGCUCUGGCUCCUCUCGCCUUCGACCCGCCGCGGCCGCGGCCGAUUGUGACUGCGGACUUCCCGCAAGCAGCAACAGACGAUCCUCAGGCAACUGAGGAUCACCUGCUAUAUAAUCUCAAAUCUGCAGGAAGUCCGGCAGUUCAGACUUUGCCUGGUGCCGACAACGUAUGCGGCGAGAACGCCUCAGGCGCACAGAGCGAAGAACCUCACCUGAGCGAAGCAGUCGUCCCGGCGUCGCAAAGCACAUCAGACCGCGUCGCUGCAACCGGCACCGUCCCAGGUCGCUGGUGCGCGUUCGGCGAAGAGUGCUCUCACUCUAUUACAGACCCGAGUCCACGUGGCAUAAAGGGACAUCUCGAACAGCACCAUGCUCCUGGAUUGUUCUAUAACGUGGAUAAAGUUCAAUGUCGAUGGCGUACCGGCAGGGUGGAGUGCGGAAGAUGGCUCUUGGGCACGUCUGGCCUCGCCAAGCACAUCGCUCGAGCGCAUCUGAAGAGCACCGAAGUACGAUGCCAGUAUUGCAACAACCCUUUCUGUCGACCAGAUACACUAGUGAGACAUGUCAAGAAUGUCUGCACUGAAGCCAGGGCGGCGCGGGGCGACCGCGAGGUUCGCGAUUUGCUUGGAGAUGCGGCGACAUGAAGGAUGCGAAUCCGAUGGGAAGCUUGAACAGAAAUAUUGUAUUAAACAUACCGACCUACCGUAUAGAUCCAACAUCGUCAAAUAUGACCUGCAUGCUCGAUCAUGCCCGUACGUCCUGCCAGUUAACAAAGUACGUGCCCGGGCCCCGGAUGUUCUCGCAGAAUUCUUUCGCCCGGUCAAAACCGACUGCCAAUGGUGCUCAUGUCGAGCAUGCCGUGUCGUCCUGAUUGCUAAGCUGGGAAUGUCUGUCAAAGUAAGUAAGUCGCCUAAGUACCAGCGGAUCCGAGGGCGGCGGGCGGGAGGGGGUUGUGUUUGCAUGUAACAUAGAGUCUGC